Molecule: messenger RNA, 3669 nt
Organism: Balaenoptera acutorostrata (minke whale)
Lineage: Eukaryota; Metazoa; Chordata; Mammalia; Artiodactyla; Balaenopteridae
Gene: GTPBP1
Product: GTP binding protein 1
Exons: 12
Coding region: 147-2156 (669 amino acids)
Biological process (GO): translational elongation
Molecular function (GO): GTPase activity; translation elongation factor activity; GTP binding
Source: RefSeq, a predicted model, not a curated record
CUAGAGAUACGUGUCAUCCUGUACGCGGCUGGAGAAAUUUCGCAUAAAUUAUUCUGAUGAGUCUUGGGGCGGGGUUGCGCAUAGAUUAGGCAAAUGAGAUGAGGAGGGAGGGGAGGCCGGCUACGAAUUAGCCUAAGUUAUUAAAGAUGGCGGCCGAGCGGAGUCGCUUCCCGAUGGACUCGCCGGUCCCUGCCUCUAUGUUCGCCCCCGAGCCCAGCUCUCCGGGGGCGGCCAGGGCCGCGGCGGCUGCCGCCCGGCUCCACGGCGGCUUCGACUCGGACUGCAGCGAGGACGGCGAGACGCUCAACGGCGAACCGGAGCUGGACCUCACCAGCAAGCUGAUUCUAGUGAGCCCUACAUCAGAGCAGUAUGACAGCCUACUUCGGCAAAUGUGGGAGAGGAUGGACGAGGGAUGCGGAGAGACCAUAUAUGUCAUUGGGCAGGGAUCAGAUGGGACUGAGUACGGGUUGAGUGAAGCUGACAUGGAGGCCUCCUACGCCACAGUGAAGAGCAUGGCAGAACAAAUAGAGGCUGAUGUCAUCCUCCUCCGGGAACGCCAAGAAGCUGGGGGCCGUGUGCGCGAUUACCUGGUCCGGAAACGAGUAGGAGACAAUGACUUCCUGGAAGUCAGGGUAGCGGUAGUGGGCAACGUGGAUGCCGGCAAAAGCACGCUUCUGGGGGUCCUGACCCACGGGGAGCUGGACAACGGCCGAGGCUUCGCCCGCCAGAAACUCUUCCGCCACAAACAUGAGAUUGAAUCUGGUCGCACCAGCAGUGUGGGCAACGACAUUCUGGGCUUUGACAGUGAAGGCAAUGUGGUAAACAAGCCAGACAGCCAUGGUGGCAGCCUGGAGUGGACAAAGAUCUGUGAGAAAUCCACUAAGGUGAUUACUUUCAUCGACUUGGCUGGCCACGAGAAGUACCUGAAGACCACUGUCUUUGGCAUGACCGGCCAUUUGCCUGACUUCUGCAUGCUCAUGGUGGGCAGCAAUGCUGGCAUCGUGGGGAUGACAAAGGAGCACCUGGGCUUGGCAUUGGCACUCAAUGUGCCUGUCUUUGUGGUGGUCACCAAGAUUGACAUGUGUCCUGCCAACAUCCUGCAAGAAACCCUGAAGCUGUUACAGCGCCUGCUGAAGUCGCCCGGCUGCCGCAAGAUCCCCGUGUUGGUGCAGAGCAAGGAUGAUGUGAUCGUUACAGCCUCCAACUUCAGCUCUGAGAGGAUGUGCCCGAUAUUCCAGAUCUCCAACGUUACAGGCGAGAACCUAGAUCUGCUGAAGAUGUUCCUCAACCUGCUGUCGCCUCGCACCAGUUACCGGGAGGAGGAGCCCGCUGAGUUUCAGAUUGACGACACCUACUCUGUCCCGGGUGUGGGAACAGUGGUGUCGGGGACAACGCUGCGGGGCCUGAUCAAGCUGAAUGACACGCUGCUGCUGGGCCCAGAUCCUUUGGGUAACUUCCUGUCCAUUGCUGUCAAAUCGAUCCAUCGCAAGCGCAUGCCUGUCAAGGAGGUGCGGGGGGGCCAGACGGCCUCCUUCGCACUGAAGAAGAUCAAGCGCUCGUCCAUCCGGAAGGGCAUGGUGAUGGUUUCUCCACGCUUGAAUCCCCAAGCAUCCUGGGAGUUCGAGGCCGAGAUCCUCGUCCUUCACCACCCCACCACAAUCAGCCCGCGGUACCAGGCCAUGGUGCACUGUGGGAGCAUCAGGCAGACAGCAACCAUCCUGAGCAUGGACAAGGACUGCCUGCGCACCGGGGACAAGGCCACCGUGCACUUCCGCUUCAUCAAGACCCCCGAGUACCUGCACAUAGACCAGCGGCUGGUGUUCCGGGAGGGCCGCACCAAGGCUGUGGGCACCAUCACUAAGCUCCUCCAGACCACCAACAAUUCCCCAAUGAACUCCAAGCCCCAGCAGAUUAAAAUGCAAUCGACGAAAAAGGGUCCCCUGCCCAAACGAGAAGAGGGAGGUCCCUCUGGAGGGCCGGCAGUAGGGGCACCCCCAACUGGAGAUGAAGCUUGCUCUCUAGCGGCUGCGCAGCCAGCUGCAUCCGGCGGUCUCCAGCCACAGCCCAAGCCCAGCAGCGGGGGCCGGCGACGGGGGGGCCAGCGUCACAAGGUGAAGUCCCAGGGGGCCUGCAUGCCUCCCGCCAGCGGCUGCUGAAUCUCCCCCAGCCCACCUCCACCACCCAAGGGAUCCUCGUUCUCUGGCCACCGCUCCACCAGAUGGGCCAGAGCAACUCUGACCACCGCUCGCCCUCCCCCCGGCCGCACCCGGAGCCUCGUCAUUCCCCCCGCCCCCGUUUUCCAGGGGGGGUUGUAAUUUAUAAGCUGAGGAAGGUGGCCAGACUUCUGGAGGACUGACCAUCUCCGACCCUCUUCCCCGCCUUCUUCCUCACUCACACCUUUUUUGUACAUCUGGGCCCUUAGUUUUUAUUCUUUUUAUUAUCUGUCUAUCUAGUGUGUGUGUGGGUGUGUGUGGGCGUGUGAGGUGCAGGAGUACGGCCGCUCAGGGCCUGGCAGUCUUCCUCCUUUCUCCUCCGUGGCUGGCCACCAGCCUCCAGGAGCUGGCUGGCUGCCCGUCUGUCUGUCCGUUCGUGUGUCUCGGUGAGAACCUUUCAGGGCUGUCGGGAGCUGAAGCGCGCCCUCCUUCCCUGUGCUCGCUCUCCAGUGCGCCUGGAGCCCCGCCACAGAGCCGCCUCCGGGCUGAGGGGCGUCCAGGGCAAGUAUCUGCUGCUGCCAGAGCAGGGGGCCGUCCUUCUGCGACCUGGGGAUCUUAGCAGAGUGGAGAGCGGUGGUUCCCCUUUUCUCUUUCUCCCUCUUGUUUCCCUCAAACCCCAAACAGGUAAUGCCAAAAGCUCUUAGGCUGUAACUGUAGACGUGUGGAGGGUGUUGGUGACUGAGUCGUAGGACCCUCCUUUCCUCUCUGACCCUUGCCACUGACCUGAAGACAGCUGUAGCUCUUCUUUCCCCUCGGAGACAAUCCUUUGUUUGCCUGGCUGGCUGGGGCGACUCUUCUUCUGCGGAGUCUGCCGAGCUGGGGCUCUCACCUCGCCCUGGGGCCGCCUCCUGCUUGGACUUGGACUCUGAUUCUUGUUGGGCCUCAGGGCCCUGAUGAUCGGGCCUGGGGUCCGCCUGCUCAGGGUCACGGUCAACAGCACCUCCUGUUGGCGGGGGUGCCAGGUGUUCCUCUGAGCCAGGCCGGGACUGGAACCCCUCCUUCCCCACCACGUCGCCCCAGCAUGGCUGCUACAGGAGCCCAGCAGUGAAGGGCCUGAGCCCCAGAUUUGGAAGCUCCAACUGGGGUACGGGGAGAGCAGGUAGGAGGUAGUAAAAAAGAUUCUUCCAGACCCAGCUCAGAGCAUUAAGCCCUUUGGAAGAAUCAUUGCCAGGGGUGGGGGUGGUGUUGCCCAGGCCAGAGAUGGCAGCACGGGCCCUGAACCAGCCUGCUCAGAGCUGUGGACUGAAGCCCUCGCUUUAGGGGGGACUGAUGGGCAGAGAUAUGUUCUUUCUCUAGCCUGGGACGCCCAUCUGGCUGGGUCCCUCCUCAGCCUCGCCUCCCUUCCAUCCCCGACCCUUCGCCGCUGCUCCCCGCUCCUCCCCUCCUGUUUCUAGUUACCACUGACCUGUGGCCAGGGACCGACCAGACCAGCACACAAAAUAAAAGUUUGUUCCAA